This is a messenger RNA of Amoebophrya sp. A25, 546 nucleotides long. Lineage: Eukaryota; Dinophyceae; Syndiniales; Amoebophryaceae. The record is from the annotation of a GenBank genome assembly.
AGUAGAAAUCCCUCCAGGAGGAGGACCAGCUACUUAUGGUCUUGACCAGUCACCUGUUGAACUUGAAGCAGGAGAUCUUGAGAAAGGAGUUGACGAGGAAGACAGAAAAGCGUCGCAACCGCAACUUGUUCAAGCAAGACCAGAAAGAGAAACAGUCGGAGAAGACAUUCAGAGUCCUGCUGAAGAUGGUGAUGCCCAAGCAGGCCUUCAGGAUGUCGUCUACAACGACCUAAAGGAAGAUGUAGUUGUAGUGCAUGAACAACAAGAACUAGUAGAAGAACAACAAGAACUAGUUUCUAACCCGUCUGUGCAGAUCGAGUGGAGGGGACAAGUCUUUGCUGACCCUCUUGAGCUAGAAAGUACUUUGAAAAGAUUUGUGGAAAAGAAUCAUAGUGUUGAGCCGCCACUAGAGGACUUGAAUAAGGUGGAAGUUUUUCAUCGACUACGGCGUGCUAGCGGAGCAGACGGUGGCGAGCAGGAGGAGCAAGGUCGUGACGCAGGCGCAGCAGACGAUAUACUAGAUUCAUCUACUGCUCCUGCUUCACG